GGCACUUCUGGAAGUGGAAAGUCUACACUAGGAACCCAAUUAGCUCAAUCACUCGCAAUCCCAUUUAUCGAUGGAGAUGAUUUACAUCCCAAGAGCAAUAUCGAAAAGAUGUCAAAAGGUAUUCCAUUGAAUGAUGAAGAUCGAUUGCCUUGGUUAUUGUCCAUACCAGGACAAGCAAAACAAUCCCAUGAUGGGCAGCACCACAAACAAUCUGAUGUUAGCCAACACAAAUAUAACGCAUGUGUGAUUGCUUGUUCUGCUUUGAAAAGGUCUUAUCGUCAUCUACUUCGACAUGGUCUAUCUGAAUCAGAAUCAGAGGCCAACUUGCCGGCAGACGUGGAUGAUCACCUUCAUAAAGAUGCAUUGGAUGUUUAUCACGUCUAUCUUAAAGUAUCACCCGAAGAACUUUUGCGAAGGAUGCACGAACGAGCAGGACAUUUCAUGAAGGAGGAUAUGCUCAAAUCCCAAUUGGCUACUCUGGAAGAUCCAACAGGUGAACCGCGCACGUUGGUGCUAGAUGAUGGACCGGUACAAAAUCUAGUCGAAAAGGGAAAGGACUUCUUUAACUCAAUUCUGUGA
Messenger RNA from Meira miltonrushii, 579 nucleotides. Its product is annotated as carbohydrate kinase. Lineage: Eukaryota; Fungi; Basidiomycota; Exobasidiomycetes; Exobasidiales; Brachybasidiaceae. The annotation marks the transcript as partial. The record is from RefSeq and is a predicted model, not a curated record. Gene Ontology annotation, molecular function: gluconokinase activity. The transcript is spliced from 2 exons. Gene Ontology annotation, cellular component: cytoplasm.